Messenger RNA from Anneissia japonica, 4010 nucleotides. Its product is annotated as X-linked retinitis pigmentosa GTPase regulator-like. Gene Ontology annotation, biological process: ubiquitin-dependent protein catabolic process; protein ubiquitination. Bases 154 to 2460 code for a protein of 768 amino acids. The record is from RefSeq and is a predicted model, not a curated record. NCBI's taxonomy places the organism in Eukaryota, Metazoa, Echinodermata, Crinoidea, Comatulida, Comatulidae. Gene Ontology annotation, molecular function: ubiquitin protein ligase activity. The transcript has 15 exons.
GGUGCUGGGGGAGAGGGCCAACUGGGCAUCGCUGACUCUACGUCAGGGCUUGAAACACCAAAGCAGAUCACAGCAUUACCAGAACAACAGUACAAGUUAUUAUCAGCAGGAACUGACCAUUCAGCAGCCUUAACAGCUGAUGGCGCCCUCUAUAUGUGGGGUGGUAAUAGCGAAGGUCAGCUAGGGUUUGGCAGUGUGGCUGAGGUACCAAUCCCAAGGAAAUUGUCAUUUGACACAAAGGUGAAGCAAGUGUCGUGUGGCUACUACCACACCUCAGUUGUCACAGAGGAUGGGAAAUUGUAUACAUUCGGUGAGAAUGAAAAUGGAAAGCUAGGGUUGUCAGAUGAAAAACUCACCUGUACCAAUAUACCGCAACAUGUAGACAGCAUCAAAGAUCCCGUCAAGCACUCGUCAUGUGGUAAUAACCAUACAGCAGCUAUCACAGUGAAUGGAGAUUUGUACACUUUUGGUGAUGGUAGCAAUGGACAGUUAGGUCUUGGGCCAUCAUUGUUACAGGUGGAUAUACCUGAAAAGGUUACUAGACUUGGCAGGGCCAAGUGUAAAUUUGUGUCAUGUGGAGAGAGCCAUACAGCAGUCAUAACAGAAAAAGGCAGUUUAUUUACAUUUGGAGACGGAAGAAUGGGAAAACUAGGGCAAGGAGAUGAAAGCUUUUGUAAUUUAUUCAAACCAACAAAAGUGGAUCGAUUCCAUGGAUUCGAAGUACAAAAUGUUUCUUGUGGGGGAUGUCACAUGGUGAUUCUUGCUGUCAAGCGGAGUGUGUCAAAUGGUCACAUGUCCACAGAGUCUGAGUCGGAAGAGACAAUGGAUCCACUAAAGUUAUCAAGUCACCUACGACCUGGUCUAGCGAAAUCCCUACAUGCCACACAGGAUGGUGUUGGUGAUGGGAUCACAGACCUUAGUGCUUCUUUGAACUCAUCCUUGAAUGGAACAGCGAGAGGAAGGAGAAGAGAUAGAGAGAGCUCACCACUACCACCUUUAGCCCGAACACUUCCCCCCCUCGGCUCAAGUAAAAAAACUCUGCAAUCCUUAAAUGAUAAAAACACGGCCCUCAACGGAAAUCUGAAACCACUGGACCAUGGAAGGAUACCUAGAAUAAAUUCUGAAGGAGGAGGUGUAGACGAAGUUGAUUUUGGGAGAAAGCCAGUGUCACUUACAGAUGAGGAUCCACUGGGGACAACUCAUUUUUCACAAAGUGGAUCAAGGAAUGAUAUGAAGCCUAUGUUCUCAGCAAUGCACAAAGUUAAAAGGAAAGAGAAUGAGGGAGAGGAUGAACAUGAUGGUGGUGGAGGCAAGGAAGCAGUCGAUGAACAGAAUGAAGAGUCUGAGAAUUUGCCAACUGAAAAAACUGAAAUAAAAUCAACAGAUGAAGGUGAAACGGGUAAAGAAAAUGAAACUAACAAAGAAAUGGCCAUUGAGGAAGUUGCAGACACUGAGGAACCACAUAAUACGGACAGUAAUUCAGCUGAUGAGAGUCCCAGACCUGUGCCAGCUCCUAGAAGACAAGAACAACCAAAGAAGAUUCCAAGUGAAGAUGAGGAAGACGACGAUGACGAUGAUGAUGAAGAGGAUGAUGAAGAUGACAGUGAAGAGGAAGAUGAGAGUGAAGAGGAAGAUGAAGAAGAUGACAAAGCUAAGAUGAACAAAAAACCAGCAAUGGAACCAAUAAAAGUACAACAAAGUCCUGCUGUGAAACCAAGAACAAAGCCACCAGUUAAGGUUGUUGAAGAGCAUGAUAAGAAAACCAAGAAGGUUCCAACAGAAAGUGCAUUACCUAAAGCAGCACCUAGAAUAGUUAAGAAGCCGGUACCAAAAGAAGAAAGCGAAGAGGAAGAUGAUGAUGAUGAAGAUGAUGAUGAUGAUGAUGAUGAGGACGAUGAUGAGGAUGAUGGUGAGGAAGACGACGAUGAUGAGGAAGAUGAAGAAGAAAUCAAAAAGAAUAAAAAUGUUAAAUCACCACCAAAGACUGACACCAAGAAUAAACAAAAGCAGAAAGUGAAUGCUGAUGAAGAUGAAGAUGAGGAUGAUGACGACGACGAUGAAGAGGAGGAUGAUGACGAUGAAGAUGAAAAUGAUAAAACAGAUACAAAAUCAAAAGAAAAAUCAGACAAGAAAAAUGAGAAGAGCAUCACCGAGGAAAAGAAAGUAGAAUCGCCACCCAAGUUCUGGAAGAGGAAGGGAAAAGAGCAAGCGGAGGCACAGACUGUGAAGAAACCAGAAGAAAAUAAAAAUAAAAAAGACUCACAGAAGAAAGAGGCUGAAAAACAAAAGGAUACAAAAAAGAAGGAAACUGACAAAAAGAAAGUAAAAGAUGAAGAUGAGGAGGAGGAGGAGGAAGAAGAGGAUGAGGAUGAAGAAGAGGAGAAAACGAAGAAGAAAAAUGCAGGAACUGAAAAAACAGCUGGGGACCAGCAAAAAUCAAAAACAUGUGUCAUAUUGUGAUUCCCAAUUCUUCAAAUUAUAUUUAACCAUGCUGAACACUUUACCACAACAUGUGGGAAAAGGUAAUCAAACUAAAUACAGUAAUUUAAUAAGAUAUAAUGCCAUUAUAUGGUUUAAUAUUUUAACUACAUAUUAGACUUUUUAUCCAAUACAAUACUAAAUUCUGCUUCUGAGCGAUCAGAAUUUUUAUAAUUAUUUGUAAAUUUAUUGACCAAUGAAAUUUCCUAUGUAUUAUUAUUCAUUUGACUUUCUAUUGUACAUAGAUAGAUAUGAUAUAUGAUUGUGGAUACUCUUAGAAAAUGUUUGUAAAAUUAGUCAGAUGUGUAAUUCAUUUCUAUUUUUAUACUUCCAAGUUGAAAAUGUUGAUCUGGUUCCUUAAUACAAAAACAUGACAAUAAAAAAUAUUGUUAAAGAGUACAUAGUAUUAUUGAGUAGUAUUCUAAAGUAGCUAUAAAAUUUACAAUACAAAACUUAUUCUGUGUUUUCUUAUCUAUAUUAUUAACAUUGCAAGAUAAUUAAUAUUUCUCAAGGGGUUAUGCAAGUCACAGGAAUCUCCCGGAAAUCGGGAUGACCUCCCACACACAAAAUUUUCCGGAAAAUAAUGCAUCUCGUGCAAAUUCAUAAUAUUUGGAUGUUUAUACUACUGUAUUAUCAAUGGACAUUGUAAAAGAAGUAAAAAAUAUGGCUUGAAAUAUUUGGUGCGAUAAUGAGUCACAUUUUAAAUCAGUUUGCUUUGUAUCAAUUACUUAUGAUUACAAAUUUAGGUACUUAUUGUAUUCUGAGGUUCUAUAUCGAUUGUGUAUAGAUAUUUUUAUGAAGUGUUAAGCCCCUCUCCCACUAGGGGUUUUUUCAGCAUACGAGUUACAAGAGAAUGUCGAGCUAACUCGGCAAACUCAGCAAAAACUCAUAGGACGAUUCGGUAAGCUCGGAGAGGACUCUUACCUACUCGUAGCAGCUCUGAACUCGUGGUGCUAAUUUUGAACAUGUUCAAAAUUAUCGCCACAAGUAGAUAACUCGUAGUAAACUCGAAGAACUCAUAGGUAGCUCGUAGAGUAUUCGGGUACUCUAAGCUAGCUCGUACACUACUCUGGAUACUCGUCGGCGGUUUUGUCAAUUACGAGUUUGAUGCUAGCACCCAAAAAUGAGUACGAGUAAGUAUGAGCGCACCAAGUUGGCUCGUACCUAACUCGUAUCUAAUUCGGUACAAACUUGUUACGCUCGUAAUAAUCUCGUAGUUAACUCGGUGCUCUGCUCGGCAUAAUUCAUACAUAACUCCUAACCAACACCAUAAAGUCGUACCUCACUCGUAGCUAUCACGUAAUAAGCUCGUAUAGGUCCUUUCCAAAGAUCACAAGUUUUAACUCGUAGAAAUCGUACGACUCUUAGGUGAAAUAAACCUAGGUGGGAGAGGGGCUUUACAUUUAAUGUUUUGAAGUGUUUGAAUACAUUACGCAAAUGUUGAUAGUAUAGUGUAUGAUAAAAUUCAUUGAGCAUAUUUGCAUGAGAAAAAUUUUAAUUGACUGUCUAGAAUGAAUAAAAUUUAUUUAUAA